This is a messenger RNA of Chelonia mydas (Green sea turtle), 2772 nucleotides long. RefSeq names its product premelanosome protein (gene PMEL). NCBI's taxonomy places the organism in Eukaryota, Metazoa, Chordata, Testudines, Cheloniidae. The record is from RefSeq and is a predicted model, not a curated record. Gene Ontology annotation, biological process: melanosome organization. The coding region runs from base 283 to 2556 and encodes 757 amino acids. The transcript is spliced from 12 exons. Gene Ontology annotation, cellular component: melanosome.
GACCCUGUAGUGAAGUUGCAUCACGGGUUACUCGUCCCUCCUGUGAUCAUUAGAGACGCUUUCUUCUCGGAGCGGAAACCCGGGUCUGUUCUUCUCCCCGUGAAAUUCCAGGCUCUGUCUGGAGGCAAAACUAGUGAGGCCCCAUUGUGCUAGAAACACGAACUUCUGACUGGAUCUCACCCACACGCCCCACUGCUGGUUGCGGGGGGAUGAGAUUUUCAUGAGGGUGCAAGGGGGCGGGGCUAUGCAAAUGAGGGUGCAUUCUUAUACAGGGCGGCUAGGAUGCUUCGCCUCUCUGCCGUCGAGGGGGUCCAGGAGCGCGGGGGGCGGGUGCGAAGGACGGGCUGGGAGAUGCAGACCGGCUGGUACUUGGUGGCUGCCUGGGCCCUUCUGGCUGCGACUGCAGCUCAACGCAGGGCCGGCAGCAGAGGCCAGGGGAGUGACCGACGGAACCGACAGCCCUUGGCUGAGGGGUCGUGGAACUCCCAGCUGUACCCCCGCUGGCAGGAGGGCGACCCCCGGCAGCAGAACUGCUGGAAAGGCGGCACCGUGACCUUUGACAUCAGCAACGACGCCCCCACCAUGACGGGCGCCAGGGCCACCUUCGCCAUCACCCUGUGCUUUCCCGGUAACCAGACGGUGCUGCCCGAUGGCCGGGUCGUGUGGAGCCAGGACUGCACUGUGGACGGUACCCAGGUGAGACGGGGGGACGCCGUCUUCCCAGAGGAGCCAGGCGAGGGCCCUGGCGGCGUCUUCCCCGACGGGCAGCUCUUCCCCCCCAGCGCCCAGGGCAAGCGCAGCAAGUUCGUCUACGUCUGGCGGACCUGGGGGCAGUACUGGCAGGUGGUAGACGGCCCCUCCUCACUGCUGACGGUGGAGACGGCCGGCGUGGCCCUGGGCUCCUACGCCAUGGACGUGCAGGUCUAUCACUACCGGGGGCACCGCAAGUUCAUCCCCAUGGGCAGGGCCACGUCCCAGUUCAGCAUCACGGACCAGGUGCCCUUCGCGGUGGACAUCGCCCAGGUGCUGGACGUGGACGGGGGCGACCGGCGCUUCGUGCGGAACCGGGCCGUGGCCUUCAGCGUCCGGCUGCACGACCCCAGCCGCUACCUGCAGGCCGCCGACGUCUCCUACUCCUGGGACUUCGGGGACCAGAGCGGCACCCUCCUCUCCCGCGCCGGCACCGUCACCCACACCUACCUGGAGCCUGGCACCUUCCGGCCCCGCGUGGUGCUCCAGGCUGCCAUCCCCGUGGCCUGCGGCAGCACCUCACCAGCACCGGUCGUGGACCCCACCACGGUCCCCCCAGGGCAGCCCACCUCCACCUCGGCUCCAGCCAGCCUGGCGCCCAGCGGGAGCCCCACGCAGACACCGGGCCAGCCGCUGAGCGUCGUGCCCACCGCCACGGCCGAGCCAGUGACGCCCACGGCAGGCACAGCCUCCGUCCCUCCCAGCCCCGUGGUGCCCGGCACGGCCGCCACCCUGCCCGGUGCUGUGACCUCGGCUGCUGGCGGUACCGCGGCUCCCACCCCCGCCUUGGAAACCAGCACCGUGCCCGCCGUGGCACCUGGGUCCGUGGUCACUGUCGUCACCGCCGGCUCAGACCUGGCUGUGGCUUCUGCGGAUCCGCCACUCCCUGCCUCCGUCUCUGCCGCUGGAGACCCGCCGGGCACCCUGCCACCUACGACUGCGUCCUCCGUGGCCAACCCACCGGGCACCUCGCCACCUACGACUGCGUCCUCCGUGGCCAACCCGCCGGGCACCUCGCCACCUACGACUGCGUCCUCUGUGGCCAACCCACCAGGCACCUCGCCACCAGCAUCUGCGUCCUCCGUGGCCAACCUGCCGGCCAGCGUGGCAGGAAAUCGUGCCAACACUAGCUUGGAAAGCAGCAGACAUGGCUGUCGGCACCGCGGAUCCUGCCACCCCCGAGGUUCUUGUGCUGGCCAAGCGGCAGGCACCACGCCGGCUGCGUCCUGUAACCGAUACGGCACCUUCUCGACAGAGCUGGAGAUCGUCCAGGGGAUCGAGAGCAUGGAGAUCGUCCAGGUGGCCCCGGCGGUGGGCGAGAGCGCCGUGGAGCUCACCGUGACCUGCCAGGGGAGCCUGCCGGAAGAGGUCUGCACCACCGUCUUGGACCCCACGUGCCUCAUGCCCCAGCAGAGUGUCUGCACCCCCGUGCCCCCGGCGCCCGCCUGCCAGCUGGUGCUGCGCCAGGCCUUCAACCAGAGCGGCCUCUACUGCCUCAACGUCUCGCUGGCCAACCCCGCCAGCCUGGCCGUCGCCAGCACCCAAGUCAGCAUCCGAGGUGCCGCGCCCGCCGCGCCCAGGAUCACACUCAUCGUGGGGCUCAUGCUGGUGGCCGUGGCCCUGGGCGCCGUGUCCUACGCCUACAGGCGUGUGAAGUACAGACCCCUGCCCGCAGGCCCCGCCCGCAGCCCUCUGCCCCGGGCCUGGCUACCUGACCGCGCCGCCCUGCGUCUCUUCCUGCGCCAGGCCUUCAGCACCGUGCCCACCGGCGAGAGCAGCCCCCUGCUCAGCGGCAACGUGGUCUAGAGCCAGUGACGCCCCCCGAAAGGACCCUGCCCCUGCUCCUGCCAUUUGGGGUGGGGGCUGGGGAUGCCCGACACACCCAGCCCCAGAGCCGCAGUGCUCCCUGCCCCCCAGCACGGGGGGAAGGAGGGAGCUCUCCCCCGCUCCAGCUGGCACCCUGCGGGGGGGGGGGGGGUUCAGGUGCCCCUGUCCUUAUCAGCUAUUAAACACUCAGACUCC